Molecule: messenger RNA, 3469 nt
Organism: Rhagoletis zephyria (snowberry fruit fly)
Lineage: Eukaryota; Metazoa; Arthropoda; Insecta; Diptera; Tephritidae
Source: RefSeq, a predicted model, not a curated record
AUGGUAUUUUUGUUCAUUAACCUGAAANCGUAUGACGAAACGCUUAACGCUGCUACAUUCAUUUUUGUGAACAACUUUGCUUUUGGCCCGGAAGUGGACCACAGGCUGAAGAAGAAGUUUGAAUAUCUCAAAGAUGGAGCCCGAAUUCUGUCGUCAAAGGCAUUUUGCUCUUCAAAUGUCAGGAUUACUGAGCGAAAUCUGAAUGAUAUUGGAAUCAUUAUGAAGUUAAAAGAAAUCGAUCCAAACAAAACCGUUCGUCAAUCUGUGUCGUGGACGGGAAAACCAGUUUCCUACUUCCUCCACACAAUUGAUCGUACCGAGUACGCCAAGUACGUUGAGCGUCAAGCCAUGAAGAAUGACCGGGUUAAAAAAUCUCGCACAAAUAGGACCGAUCGAAGCACAAAGAGCAGCAGCAGAAAAGACACUGUCGAGUCUUCGUCGUCGACCAACACAUCUGACGGCAGUCCAGUUGAGAGUAAGGACGAGAAUCUUCCGCCAAAGUGGACUCGAAACAAGUGGAACGAGUUUGUCAAAGUUCAAAGUACAUCUAAUGACACUACUGCCGCCGCCGCCGCCACGUCGAAUCACACCUCACCAGAAAAGUGUCAAAGUAGCACCAGCAGCAGUAGCAUGUGUAAAGUGGAUGCCGAGUCGGCCGCCAAGUCAUCUCGCGGCAGGCCACGAAAGCCCACAGUUACAGCAGAGAAGAUGGCUCCCGCCUCUGUGAGCAGCAGCAGCGUGAGAACGGAAGACGAAAACUCGAUGACUUCUCUCUGCGAGUCCACAUCAAGCAAGGUGAUGGAGAGCAAGGGCGAACAACAACAACAGGAGGAGGGAGAAGGACUGACUUCCUCUCUUCGCCGACGCGGCCGACCGCCAAAGACGCAAAAGGCGCCAACACAGAAGCGGGCAAGGGAUCCACUGCGCGGAGUGAGCAUGAGCAGUCUGGAGCUGCUCCACCAGAAGACACUGGAGAGCAUUGGCGACUCUGAUGUAGACCCGCGCAAUGCGCCACGGGGAUGCGUCGCCCAGAAGAUCUGCAUCUACGAGGACACCGUUCCCAUUCCGGCCAUUCAGGUGACCAAUGAGGAGCUGAUUGCCACUGACAAUGAGAACGUGCCGCUCAUAUCGCCCAGCGGUUCAGAGAGUUCAGCGCCACUGGUGGAGAACCCCAAAGGCUACCAACUGGUCGACUGCGCUACCAUGGACGAGUUUUUGAGUGUAAUCAAGUACAGCCUGCAGAACAUGCUGGACACCUUCAAGUGUCCGCAGUACGGCGAGAACCUCAAGAAGAGGAUCUCCAAUGAAGAGAAACGACGAAACGAGUUACGCGUCCAGGAGAACUACCUCAAAGUGCGCAUCUUUGAGCAGAAGCAGCAGGCAGUGAACCAGACGAAACUGAAGAUGGCCCAGCUUGGCGUCGAUCCCCUCUCAAUUCAGGAGCUCUAUAAUCGACUGGCCUAUGAGGAGGAUCGGAAGCUGAAGCAGAAUUCAAUUGUUGAGGAGAUGAAAGCAAAAGUGGAGAAGUUGUCGGCUGAAAAUGCAAAACUGCAAGCGGAAAAGGAAAAGGCUGCCGAUGAUAUGCGAAAGGUGGAGGAGGCCAUGGCUGUUGCGCAGGCUACUGCGGCUCUUCGCUAUGCGGAGGAGAAGAAGGCCGCUGAGGAAAAGCGAGCUGCCGAGGAGAAGCGGAUCGCCGAUGAGAAGAAGGCCGCCGACAUUGCUGCCGCCGCGGCUGCAGCUGCAGCUUCGGCCACAGCCGUUGCUGCCGCCUUGCUUCAAAAUGGUCACAGCAAUCACGCCGCCUCAGCAGCACCUAAGCGAAGCAGCACCUACAAGGAGCUGAAGUACAAGACCAAUCGAAUGAAUUUGGACCUGUCUAACCCAGUGUCCAACGAUUCGUCGGAGAACUCUCUGCCUGCAAUGAGCACCAGCAGCAGCAAUAGCAACAGCAGUGGCAAACACAAUGAUUACCACCCGGUGAAGCCAACGGCGACCAUGAACAGCUUGCCCAACGGCGCUGCAGCAGAGCGAAUGCCCGUCAACAGUCCCCAUCGAAUGGAAGGACUGUUCUACAAGGCCUUUGAAAAUCCGGAGAAGGUGGAGCAGCUGCACAGCAGCAGUAGCAAGUUGGCGACCCAGCCGCCAGCGUCGACACCAGCUCCAUCAACCCCUGCGGCCGCCGCCGUUUCUCUGCUCACAAAUGGUCAUCACAGUAACAACCCUUCAACAAACAUUCCCAGCAGCAAGUCUUCUGCUACUACUGCUACGGCUGCUGCUGCCCCUGCUCAGCCACCAAAGCCGACGGCGCAGACAGGCAGACGAAAGCUUUCUCGAAAGCCCCGAGUGGAGACGCUGGUCACGAAGAAGGACCACCAAGUGCUGUUCAAAAACUCGGGCGGUUGUCCGACGUUGCAGAUUGUCCGCAAUCCACAGCCGGCGACCGUCAGCCGAGAGAACAGCCUUGAGUUGAUUAUCAACUCAGUGGUCGCCAACAGCUACGCCAAGGCGCCGGAGCCACCAGCAGCAUCUUUAACAUCCUCGUCGACGGACAAGCCGUCGAUAAAGAUGAAGAUCAACACCAAGGCCAACACCACCUCUCUCCUGCUGGACUCGGUUCCUGCUGAUCCAGUUACGUUCAGCAGUAGCAACACCAACAACAACAGCAGUUCAAGCGGCACUAGCAGUAAACGCAAGUCCAGCACUGAGGAGUCCUCGUCGUCCAAACGAGCCAGCACUCGCAGUCAGAAGAAGAAGAAUGAGGCGGCUAAGGCUGCUGCCGCUGUCGCCCCCGCUCCCGCUNCGUUCAGCAGUAGCAACACCAACAACAACAGCAGUUCAAGCGGCACUAGCAGUAAACGCAAGUCUAGCACUGAGGAGUCCUCGUCGUCCAAACGAGCCAGCACUCGCAGUCAGAAGAAGAAGAAUGAGGCGGCCAAGGCUGCUGCCGUUGUCGCCCCCGCUCCCGCUCCUACCGCUUCCAAUAGCACCUCCACUAGCAGCAACACUGUAGAGAAUGGAAGCAACAACAACAACCCUGCUGAACCGAAACUGCCGCCUGUCAAGCUGAAGCUAACGGGCAACAACGGAACAAACUACCAGCUGAUGAAGAGCACUGAUGUGGUGGUCGACAACAGCGGCAGCAGCUCUUCUACUACUACCCCCUCCAGUGGUGGUGGUGGUAGCAGUGUACCUCCUCCACCGCUGGACACCAUCAACUGGACUUCAUCAGACGGAACCUACAACAACGCCAACAGCAGCACUGCCUCCCCUGUGUCGUCUAGCAGCAACAGUAAAAAGACGCCAAAGACACGCUCCUCUUCGUCGAAGAAAGGCAGCACCGACAGUGCUCCCAUUGCUGCUCCCCCAUCAUCGCAAAGCAGCGAACCACAGCACUACCCUUCGUCCCAAAGUAGUACUCCGCCUGAGGGCCUCCUCCUGUACCAGUCGCAGCAACAGCAGCAGAAUGGAG